Triticum turgidum subsp. durum (durum wheat) is the source of this 1314-nucleotide messenger RNA. The record is from the annotation of a GenBank genome assembly. Lineage: Eukaryota; Viridiplantae; Streptophyta; Magnoliopsida; Poales; Poaceae.
AUGCCAGCGCUCGUGGCGGUGUCGAACAGGAUCGUCUUCGCGAACCCGAAAGCCCCGGUUUACCCACGUCUAGCGCUCGGGAAAACAUGGAACGAGAUGACUGUCACAUGGUCAAGUGGGUAUGGCAUCAGUGAGGCGCACCCCUUUGUUGAAUGGGGCAUGAAAGGGAGCCAUCCUGUGCACGCGACAGCUGACACUGUCACCUUUGGUCGCGAGAGCCUCUGUGGAGAACCUGCUCGUAGUGUUGGUUGGAGGGAUCCAGGCUUCAUACACACAGCUUUCCUGAAGAAUCUAUCACCAGAGAAAGAAUACUACUACAAAAUCGCACACACGCUCCAUGGUGGAAAAGUUAUAUGGGGCAAGCCCAAAUCCUUCAGAGCACCUCCUUAUCCCGGGCAAAAGUCACUGCAGCGGGUUGUUAUUUUCGGUGACAUGGGAAAGGACGAGAGAGACGGAAGCAACGAGUACCAGAAUUACCAGCCUGCGUCACUCAACACCACCGACGCGCUGAUCAGGGACCUCGACAACACCGACAUCGUGUUCCACAUCGGCGACAUCUCCUACGCUAACGGCUAUCUGUCGCAGUGGGAUCAGUUCACGCAGCAGGUCGAGCCAAUCACCUCUCGAGUACCCUACAUGAUCGCAAGGCGGGAACCACGAGCGAGAUUUCCCCAACAGCGGGUCGCUGUACAACGGCACGGACUCCGGCGGGGAGUGCGGGGUGCCGGCCGAGACCAUAUACUACGCGCCGACGGAGAAGAGGGACAACUACUGGUACUCCAUGGACUACGGGAUGUUCCGGUUCUGCGUGGCGGACAGCGAGCACGACUGGCGGGAGGGCACGGAGCAGUACAGUACAGGUUUCUCGACCGCUGCCUGGGCAGCGUGGACCGGGCGAAGCAGCCGUGGCUGGUCUUCAUCGCGCACCGUGUCCUCGGCUACUCCUCGGGCUUCUUCUACGGCUACGACGGGGCGUUCGCGGAGCCCAUGGCGCGGCAGAGCCUGGAGGGGCUGUGGCGGUGGCACCGGGUGGACGUCGCCUUCUACGGCCACGUCCACCAGUACGAGCGGACGUGCCCUGUCUACGAGGAGAGGUGCGUGCCGGACGGGCACGGCACCGUCCACGUCGUCGUCGGGGGCGGCGGCAGCCACCUGAGCAGCUUCACCGCCGAGGCCCCGCCGUGGAGCGUGUACCGGGAGAUGGACUACGGUUUCGGCAAGCUCACGGCGUCCGACGCCAGGUCGCUCCAGUUCGAGUACCGGCGGUCCAGCGACGGCAAGGUGUACGACAGCUUCACCCUGCACAGGGACUGA